UGUCUUUACUUGGAAAGAAUCUAAAAAAAUUGACUGCUUUUGCCUCGUAUAUAGAUAUAUAUAGAACAGUACCAUAGAGUGAAGUCAUUUGUUAGCCUAAAUUGCCAUGCAUGAUGUAGCAAGUUAUAAGCCAUUCGCUAAAACAUCACGUCUAGCACCAGAGACAGUAACCAUUGUCCACCUAUAGCCAUUGAGGUAAAAAAAAGUUCAUCAUAAACAAUGCCAAGAGAUGAAUUCAUUUGCGUGUUGAUUCUACAGGUAGUUAAACAAACUGUGAUGACAGUUGUGUACGGCGUAACCAAGUAUGGAGCUCAACUGCAAAUAUUGCGACAGUUGCAAGAUCUGGAUGAUUUUCCACAGCAACACGCCCACAUCGCGGCCUCAUACCUUGUCCAAAAGGUGUUUUUCAGCUUACGGGAAAUGUUCACUGCAACCAGAGAAAUCCAAGAUUGGUUUACUAAUUGUGCUAAGCUAGUGGCGAAAAUCAGAUGUCGGCCAAUCAACUGGGUGACACCCCUCGGACUUCCCGUCGUCCAGCCCUACUUUGUACCUGUUAAGAAAACAUCGCUGGUGUCUUUCGGAGAAUCAAUCAAAAAGCAAUACAUCGAUCUUGGUGACCACGACGCUAAACCCAACGUGAAUAAACAGAAGAAUGCUUUCCCACCGAACUUUGUUCACAGUCUCGACUCUAGCCACAUGAUGCUGACGGCGAUUCAUGCGCAGGCAGCAGGAAUCACCUUUGUAUCCGUUCACGACUGUUUCUGGACGCAUCCGUCUACGGUGGAUAUCAUGAAUCAGUUAUGUCGCGAACAGUUCGUAGCCCUUCAUUCGUACCCAAUCCUUGAAGAUUUGUCGAUUCAUCUACAGAAACAGUUCGGUUUUCCUACAGCCGAGAUCCUCAAAGACAGUUCUGUUUCAGACAUUAUCAAGCAGAGGCUUAACAAAGUUUUGAGACAAGUUCCUCAAAAGGGUGAAUUUGAUCUAAAGGAAGUCCUCGACUCUGUGUAUUUUUUCGGCUAAUGUUCUAAUUCAACUGCUGUUUCGCAAUCAGAUCUUAUCAAACUUCCUACGAUAGAGUAUAUGAAUGCUUGCAUUCGUAAGCAUAGUUGUAGAUUAUUUUAUGGAUAUAAUAUCAUGAAAUGGGCCAAGUCGUAUUUUAAGGGAAAGAAAUAACUAUGAGUUCGUUCGAAUACGAUGUCAUAUUUAAAGUAUCAACCGUGUAAUUCGGACUUUGGCGUGUACUACUCUAGUGUAUAGGUAUUGAAAUAAUGAGUUUUGAUGUAAAUACUUUCGGAAUCACCAGGAGCGCUGCGGAGGAGUGUCACACCAUUUUUACUGUUUGUCCAAGCGCGUGUCACCUAAGACCUGCAAACGUUACGUUAAAGCGCGGAACAUGUCAUGAUGUCUCAAUUAAACAGAGUGUCCUUUAUUUUUCCUAUCUAAAUCGGAUGAAUUCUCUUUGGUGCAGAUUUUCUUUUGGAGGGAAAUAUGUAUGUUGUUGUUCUUUAAUAUCUAUUUUUUGAUCAAGAAGCAGAUAACGUCAAAUUCGAAAUAUCACGUACGACUGCGUUUACAGUUCGUUCGGGCUGAUACUUCACGUAAAUUCAUUGAAAUUCAGUGAAAUAUCACGUCGAACGGAAACACCUUGAGUCUAUGGUACUUCGAUGUCAGUUCAGCAAUUAUACGAGGAAAAGGAUAUGCAUAGGCAGUCAUUGUUGUUUGUUCCAGACAUACAACUUUUGUGUACAAUCUUUAGUAAGAAUUUUUAAUAAAGCACAUAAUUUUGCA
Molecule: messenger RNA, 1788 nt
Organism: Varroa destructor (honeybee mite)
Lineage: Eukaryota; Metazoa; Arthropoda; Arachnida; Mesostigmata; Varroidae
Product: DNA-directed RNA polymerase, mitochondrial-like
Biological process (GO): mitochondrial transcription
Cellular component (GO): mitochondrial DNA-directed RNA polymerase complex
Molecular function (GO): mitochondrial promoter sequence-specific DNA binding; DNA-directed RNA polymerase activity
Source: RefSeq, a predicted model, not a curated record